AUGGGCUCCAAAUGGUACUGUUUCCUUUUUUGGUUUUGCUAUCGAUUCACAUUAGCAUGUUUGGCGCAUUUUAACUGGUGUUUGUCGAUAUACACCAAUUGCGCCUAUUUUACAAUGUGGAAAAGUUAUGACCUUCUCUGGUUCUGGAUGCAUUUAAUUCUUUGCAGUUGCUUUCCACAACUUCGACCGGAAAACUAUUUGAUAGUGUGGACGAAUCUUAUCAUCAAAAAAUGCACAAGGUAUCCAGAUUACACAUUCAAGCAACUCUAUUAUGCGUUGUAUACUACAAGUCGGUCAGCCCAUUUCACUAAAAGGUUGAUGUCAAGAAAAGAGAAAAAAGGAGUAAUAGAGCUUGAUUCGGAUAGCGAUGAAGAGGAAGCAAAGAAUGAGCCGGAGAUUGCGCGCAGGGGAAACUCUCGAAAAGAUUUGGAAAGAUCAGAAAUUCAAAUGAGGAAAGUUGAAGCAAUUCCAGAAAUUGAAGAGCGCGAAACAGUUGUGAAAUUUGAAGAACCGGAAGAUCAAGACGACGACGAAGAAGCAAAUGAGAACACCCCAUUGAGACCACCACGACGGCCAAAAACCAAAACUGCUGAGCAGGAGGACGACGAAACCAUUGAAAUCGUCGUAGAAGAUCAAGAUAAAGAGUCUCCAACUACAAGCGAUUCAAAAUGGAAAAGUUUCAUUCCAAAUCAAGUCAUAAAAUUCUUACCAAGACAAAUAAGCAGCACACCAUCUAUUGGCUCGAAGAUUUCUGAAGGCGCAAAUUCGACAUUCAGCAAAGUGACCAGUCUCUUCAAAAAUCGUCGAAACUCGACGGAGAGCGAACCAGGAAAUGAAAUCGAAGUGCUUCGCCCCGAUUACUCGAACAAAUAUGACAUCCAUGACGAGAGCAAACGAUUGGCUCGUGAAAAACGUGAUCGAAAAGCGUUGAGAGCCAGGAUUCGCUAUGAGCUUCGUAUGCAGCUCAAAUUGGAUGCAGCCAAUGAGAGAAAAAGAAAGAAGGUCACAGACGCAAUUGAGCUUCUCCUUCAGCUUCUCCGUAUGAUGGCUUCCUUUGCAAUGCUAAUUGGCACAAUUCGCAAAACAUUCAUCCCCGCACAAUUUAAAUAUCUUCGUCCAGGACAACAUGCGUACGACAAUUACGAGCUUAUCAUUCUGUUCAGAUGUACCGCAUUUCUUGAUAUUGCAAUGUUUUGGAUGAACGUCUCCUAUGCUUACUGCCUUCAGUGGCAACUUUGCUGCCGAUUAGGAUGCAUUCGCUUUUUGAUGUGGGCGACGAUUCUCGGAAUUCUCUCCGUUGGAGUUAUGCUUGUUCCAAUGACAUAUGCGAUGGACGAGCUCGAUCUGAGUUGGUGCCGAUUCCGCCCAAACACAACUCUCGCCCAAUACCAGCCGUCCUGGUAG
This is a messenger RNA of Caenorhabditis bovis, 1404 nucleotides long. Lineage: Eukaryota; Metazoa; Nematoda; Chromadorea; Rhabditida; Rhabditidae. The record is from the annotation of a GenBank genome assembly.